This is a messenger RNA of Poecile atricapillus (Black-capped chickadee), 575 nucleotides long. It is a transcript of the gene HTD2, whose product is annotated as hydroxyacyl-thioester dehydratase type 2. NCBI's taxonomy places the organism in Eukaryota, Metazoa, Chordata, Aves, Passeriformes, Paridae. The transcript has a single exon. The record is from RefSeq and is a predicted model, not a curated record. The coding region runs from base 1 to 528 and encodes 175 amino acids.
AUGCCGGAGAAGUUCCUGGAAAUGUUGCAGCCCUUCAGGCGUGGAAUUUCUGGAGGGAUUUUCCAACAAAGAGCCUUGACAAAGCCAACGUUUAUCAACUCACUGCUUGGACAUCCCAUAUUUCAGAAUUUACACGUAAAAGUUGGAGACAAAGCUGAACUUAGCAAGGCUUUUACACAGAAUGAUGUAGUUACUUUUUCUUGUUUAACAGGGGACACAAAUCCUUUGCAUUUAAAUGAAGAGUUUGCAAAGAAGUCUAGGUUUGGGAGAACUGUUGUCCAUGGAGUUCUGAUCAAUGGACUUAUUUCUGCAGUUCUGGGUACAAAAAUGCCUGGUCAAGGAUGUAUAUUUCUUUCCCAGGAGAUUCGUUUUCCAGCUCCUUUGUAUGUUGGUGAAGAAGUCACAGCUGCAGCGGAAGUGAAACGACUGAAGGGUUCUGUUGCACACAUUUCUGUAUCAUGUCAGGUCAGAGAAAGUGGAAAAACUGUAAUGGAAGGAAUGGUGAAAGUCAUGGUGCCAGAGAGUUAGGGCUGUUCAUCAUGUGCAACUUCAGUAUAAAGGCCAGAACCAAUGUA